Molecule: messenger RNA, 1341 nt
Organism: Mycosarcoma maydis (corn smut)
Lineage: Eukaryota; Fungi; Basidiomycota; Ustilaginomycetes; Ustilaginales
Exons: 1
Coding region: 1-1341 (446 amino acids)
Molecular function (GO): protein binding
Source: RefSeq, a predicted model, not a curated record
AUGAGCUCGUCACAACCGUACCAGAACCCUGACCCGGCUGUCGAGGCUCACGAAGAUCAAGACUACGGAUCUGAUCUUGCCAACGACGACAUCCAAGAGGUUGUAGCCGAGCACGACGCUGAGGGCGAUAUCCCCAUGGAUGGUGACAGCGACGAAGAUGAUCAAGACGAUCAACACCAAGGCGCCAGCGCUGACCAGGAGGAGUUCAUCGACAACUCGAUAGCCGCCUUUUACUCGCAUCGCAAAUCGGUCUUCUCUGUUUCGCUUCACCCGUCUUUCCCCAAUCCUCCAUUGGCGCUCAGCGGUGGUGAGGACGAUGGUGGAUGGAUUUGGAACACACAAGAUGGCUCUGAAGUGGCACGGCUUGGCGGUCACAACGACAGCGUCACCUCGGCCCUCUUCAAUGCUGCCGGUGACCUUGCUGCCACUGGUGGCAUGGAUGGCAAAGUUCGCAUCUGGCGCAAGAGAGGGCAAGACUUUCGAACCUGGGAGUUCCUCACCAAUCUCGAAGGCCCCGAUGAGGUCGUAUGGAUCGAUUGGCAUCCUAAAGGAAGUGUUUUGGUCGCAGGUGGCGCUGACUCGACUGUUUGGAUGUGGCAGUUGCCAAGCGGUAACGUCAUGAAAGUCUUCUCCGGCCACAGCGAUGCUGUUUCGUGCGGCAGCUUCACUCCUGAUGGCAAGAGGCUCAUUACUGGCUCCGAGGAUGGCACUUUGAUCAUCUGGGAUCCAAAAACUGCCGAGGUGGUCUCCAAAGUGCAGACUCACCUCGACGGCGGUCUCACCCAGCUGGCCGUCUCUCCAGACGCCAAGGUGGUCGUGAUCGGAGGCGCUGCUGGUGAUGUUCGUGUCAUCAACAUCGGUGCGCUCGACAAUGGAGGUGCUGCCUCUGUGGUUGCUUCCCUGACCGGACACGCCAAAGGGGAGUCGAUCGAAGGUAUUCAAUUUGUCGACGUCGGUGGUGGCAACCGCAUCGGCCACGUCAUCACCGCCUCCACAGAAGGCAAAGCCAUCGUUUGGGACCUUUCAUUGGCCAAGAUGCGCUGCGAAGUUGUUCAUGAUGCCGCCAUCACUGGUAUCGCCUUGCAUCCUGGCACCUCUCUCUUUUCAACAUCUUCGGCGGACCACACCAUCAAGACAUGGGACGCCAGGACCGGCGGCUGUGUCGCCACUCAGCAAGGUUUCACCGAUGGCGUUUUGGCACUGGCAGUAGGAAAGGACGAUGGCUUCACUCAAGGUGCUGAGACUGGCGGAAUUGGCGCUUACACCAAUGCGGCCAAUGCAAGGGGCUGGAAGCUCGUCGGAGCAGGCGACGAGGGCGUGGCUCUCGUUUUCCGUAUCUAA